Messenger RNA from Cladophialophora yegresii CBS 114405, 546 nucleotides. RefSeq names its product ADP-ribosylation factor-like 2. The record is from RefSeq and is a predicted model, not a curated record. NCBI's taxonomy places the organism in Eukaryota, Fungi, Ascomycota, Eurotiomycetes, Chaetothyriales, Herpotrichiellaceae. Gene Ontology annotation, biological process: protein folding. Gene Ontology annotation, cellular component: microtubule cytoskeleton; cytoplasm. Gene Ontology annotation, molecular function: GTPase activity; GTP binding. The coding region runs from base 1 to 546 and encodes 181 amino acids. The transcript has 4 exons.
AUGCUUUCCAUACUCCGCAAGGCUCGGCUGAAGGACAAGGAGAUGCGGAUUCUGAUGUUAGGACUGGAUAAUGCGGGAAAGACCACCAUAGUCAAAAAGAUAAUGAAUGAAGACGUUCAUACGGUUAGUCCAACACUAGGAUUCAUUAUCAAGACGAUCGACUUUCAAGGCUACAAGCUCAAUAUCUGGGACGUUGGGGGCCAAAAGACGAUCAGGUCGUAUUGGCGGAACUACUUCGAGAAGACUGAUGCUCUCAUCUGGGUGGUGGACGCGACUGACAGGCUACGAGUUGAGGACUGCAAGGCCGAGCUCAAAGGACUUCUAUUAGAGGAGCGCCUAGCAGGAGCGAGUCUGCUGGUAUUUCUGAACAAGACGGAUGUUGCUGGUGGUAUGAGCGAGCAAGAGGCUACACAGCUGCUCGACCUAAAUUCCGUUUUGACGCAUCGAUGGGUGGUGGUUCCAUGCAGCGCCAUGACGGGUGAGAACUUGGAGAAAGGCUUGGUUUGGGUGGUUCAAGACGCACGCGACCGGCUCUUCUUGUAUUGA